AUGCAGCAACUUCAGCAGCAGCAGCAGCCGCAGCGGCUGCAGCAGCAGCUACAGCAGCCGCAGCAGCAACUUCAGCAGCAGCAGCAGCAGCUGCAGCAGCUGCAGCAGCUUCAGGCCGAGGCAGCCCAGAUGUCGCUGCAGCCGCAGGCCGAGGCAGCGGAACAGCCGCAGCAGCAAGUGCAGCAGCAGCUGCAGCGGCAGCUGCAGCAGCAGGCCGAGAGUGCCCAGAUGUGGGAACAGCAGAUGCAGCAGGAUAAUGUGCAAAGGCAGCAGCUUCAGCAGCAGCAGCAGCAGCAGCAGCAGCAGCAGCAGCAGCAGCAGCAAGCCACCGCAGAGGCAGCGAGCUGGCAGCAGCGCGCCCAGGGCUCGGCUGCGACGGCUCCUGGGCUGUUCGAGCGCCUCUGGGAGAGUGUUAGUUCCCGGACUUUCCCCAGGAGCACCGGCUCGCACGAGCCGCAGCCCCAGCAGCGACUGCAGGAGCAGCAGCCGCAGCCUCAACAGCUGCUGCAGCAGCCCUGGCAACAAGAGCAGCUGCAGCAACAGCAGCAACUUCAAGGGCCACUGGGACAGCAACAGCUGCGGCGACAGGAACAACUGCAAAUGCAAUUGGAGCAACAGCAGUUGGCUGCCGAGGAGCAGAGAAGGAAGGUGGCCCAGGAGGAGCAGAUGCAACAUAUGCAGCUGCAGCAGCUGAAGGAGCAGCUGCAGCAGCAGCAGCAGCAACUGCAGCGACAGGAUCAGUUGCAGAAGCAGCAGCAACAAGAGCAGCUGCAGCUGGAGUGGCAGCAGCAGCAGAAGGAGCUGCAGCAGGAGGCCGAUGCAGCCGAAGUGUCGCAGCAGCAGGAGCUGCAGCAGCAGCACCCAGCCUCCCAGGGAUCGGCCACGGAGAAUCCAGGGCUUUUGACUCGCCUCUGGGGGGGUGUCUCCAGAAACACGGGCUCGCAGGAUCCGCAACACAAGCAGCCGCUGAAGGCCCCGCCUCAGGCGCUGCAUGAGCAGCCCCUCCUGCAUCAUGCCAGGCGUGAACCUCCCUCGCAGCAGCCGCUGCUGCAGCCGCGGCAGGCGGCGGACCAAGCGCUCCAGCCUGUGGAGGUAGACUUGUCCAGCAACCACGAGGUCCAAGAGGCGAUGACCGACCUCAAGGUCCAGCAGCGUAGGUUGCAGCAGCUGGAGCAAGACCUCCUGCGGAACGGAUCGCAGCGCCAACACCAGGAGCGCAUCGAAGCUGCCAGGGCGGCUGGCACGAGCGAGUACCAGCCAGUGCAUGAGCACUGCACACCACGGUGCUCCUACACGUGCGAGACGCCGAAGUGCGACGAGGAGUGUCACCAGGUGUGCGAGAGUCCGACAUGCCAGACUCGAUGCAAGGACGUCGACCUGUCUGGAUGUAGGAUGAAUUGUGGCAAGCCGCAUUGCGCUGUCAUUUGUCCACAGGACACCUGUAUGGAUGAGGACUGCCCCCAGUGCGAGACGAAGUGCUCGGAGCCGAUGUGCAUGCUGCAGUGUCCGAAAGCGCAGCCAUGCCACAACGAGUGUGAGCAGCCCCAGUGCCAGUGGAAGUGUAAGGCGCCGACGACGUGCCCGAAGCCCGUGUGCCAGAUGCAGUGCGAGACGCACCCAAUGUGCGUUGGACACACCUUCAAGGAGCUGCCGCCGCUGCAGGAGGGCGAGACGACGGUGCAGUCCUUCGCCGUUCCAAGAAAUGGAGCUGCUACUCUCCCUGCCCGCGAGGUGGCCCACCAAGGCCUGCCGCAGACGAUGCAGGUCCCCGUUGCGUCGCUUACCUCCGGUGAAGACGCCACGUGGCCUGGCGUCGAGCAGCUCGUUGACAUCCCCGUGCUCGUGACGCCGAGCAUCUCGUAG
Prorocentrum cordatum is the source of this 1863-nucleotide messenger RNA. NCBI's taxonomy places the organism in Eukaryota, Dinophyceae, Prorocentrales, Prorocentraceae. The record is from the annotation of a GenBank genome assembly.